Messenger RNA from Penicillium daleae, 1380 nucleotides. RefSeq lists its product as uncharacterized. NCBI's taxonomy places the organism in Eukaryota, Fungi, Ascomycota, Eurotiomycetes, Eurotiales, Aspergillaceae. The coding region runs from base 1 to 1380 and encodes 459 amino acids. The transcript has a single exon. The record is from RefSeq and is a predicted model, not a curated record.
AUGCCUCGGAUUUCACAUACACCAGAAUCUGUGCUUCCUCGCUCAGAUUCACGAAAUCCUGCUACCACAUGUAGAGGUAUCACGACACAAGGCCGGCCUUGUCGCCGCGCUUUAGCCUCAUCUACGACGCCAUCGCCAGCUUCGACGCCUCGAAAGAGAGGUGCUCCACAUGGAGUGCCCGACAUGGCAUCCUUGUACUGCUGGCAGCAUAAGGACCAAGCAGUGUCCUCUGCUACCGCUUGCAGUGACUCUAUCAGUCCGGUUAAGCCUAGGACUAGCAUCGACACACUAUUGGACAGACUCGGUGUCCUCGAGAUUAGUGAUAAACCACCUCAUAGCAAAAGGCCUCAAAAUCAGAGGCCAAGCCAGUAUGGCUUAAGUGAGAAGCGUCGUCCAAGGAGAACGUUCUGCUGUUUUGAGAUCGUGGACGAUGGUGAAGAUCAUAGGCCGCCAGCACCUGUUCCAAGACCUGUGCAAACUCGUCCGGCACCGGGCAAGUCAUCCAUGCCUCAAAAACAGUACCGAUAUGGACAGUGGCCAAGUCCAAAUCCACGCCCACAGCAGAUAAGAGUGUCUUCAAAUGGACAGCGAUUAUCUGCUCCACAGACACCGACUCGGCCAUCUCUACCCAACAACAGACAGUCCUCGUCGUCCUCGCACACCCCAUCGCUACUAUCAUGGAUUCCCAAAUCACUUUCACCCCAAACGACAUCGUCACUUCUCGCAGAACUAGCCAAACCCAUCUCUAGUGCCGAUGAUGAGGGCUAUAUCUAUAUGUUCUGGGUGACACCUCAAACUACUACAACAAAUGCACACCCGCCACUUCCAAGGGAUAUCGCAGCGGCAAUCCUACCAUCCACCCCACAAACCCACGACAAUCUCCGCCCACCACCUCGGCCUCGUAGCGUUAGCGAUGCUCUGCGCGCAGCCAGGGAUCUCAACGCCCUAACAACCAAUCCAACAUCAACUACGCCCGGAUCUAUCCGAUUGAAAAUCGGCCGCACGAGCAACGUGCACCGUCGACUGGCCGAGUGGACUCGACAGUGCUCUCAUGACUUGACCCUGAUCCGCUACUAUCCCUACACACCUUCGUCUGCAUCCUCAUCUCCAGCGAGGACUCCCGCCUCUCGACAACGGGCUGGUAGUAAUGCUGGUCCAGCAGCAUCUCUCCUACCAGGCAGAAAGGUCCCGCAUGUCCAUCGUGUGGAACGGCUGAUUCACCUUGAGCUAACGGAUUUGCGAGUGCGCGAUCUUGGUCAAUGUGGUGAGUGUGGGAAGGAGCAUCGGGAAUGGUUUGAGGUUGAGGCGGCGAAGGAAGCACUACGGAGAGUUGAUGAGUGUGUGCGACGAUGGGUCUCGUGGGGAGAGUCUAUGGCAUGA